Messenger RNA from Caenorhabditis angaria, 8311 nucleotides. Lineage: Eukaryota; Metazoa; Nematoda; Chromadorea; Rhabditida; Rhabditidae. The record is from the annotation of a GenBank genome assembly.
UUGCUGUAAGUUCAGUUAGCCUAACUUCUUCUUUUAAGCUCCUUGAGAAAAAAGUAGAGUCUAGUUUGGUUUUUGAUUAGUUGUGGAGUGAGAGAGCAUCUUUAUUUUUGCUCGAAGAUCUUUUUUUGCUCUGCGAGCAACAACAAAAACAUUGAUUUUUGUGUGUUAGUAGGAGUAGUAAAGAGUGUUGCACAUUAUUUUCGGAUUAGGGUUAUGACGUGCCGAAAAUUUGAGGAGGGAAGGUUAGGACAAUUUUUGAAUUUGAGCCUGAAAAUUCCGAAACAAUUUUAGAAAAUCUGACACGUGGCAAAACUUCAAGGUCACCAAUUUGUUAUUCAAAAACACCAGGUGCAAAAUAUUUGGCCCAAAAAAUAUAUCAUUCGAAAUUCCACGUGGCGAUUUUCCUGGCGGUGCCACGUAGCUCGCCACGAAAUUCAGGAUCUCUGAAAUUGUUGAUCCCCACUGUCUAUGUGUUUUUCCAGAAUUUCCAUGUUUUUUGUGGUGUUUUUUUUCGUGCUUCCUUCAAAAAGGGACUUUUUUCUUCGUCUUCACCGCCCUCGUUUUUUUUUCGCUUCUUCCUUUUUUUUGCUCCUCGUCUUUUUUUUUGCUCAUUUUUUUGUGAGCUCGCGUCGAGCUGGCUCGUUUUUUUUCAGCCAGCAUUUUUUGCUGCUAAUUUGUCGAAAACCCGCCGCCACGGCUCCUCUCAUAAAUCAAAAUUAUAUUGUGAUAAAUGAGUCUCGAGGGACAAAGUUUGUUGGGUUGUUUUUGGAGAGGAGCGGUGGUUUUUGAGGCUUAGCUUUUUGGUGGGAAUAUUAUGGAAAUAUUUGAAGUGAAGUCGGAACUUGAUCUAAUCAUUGAUUUUCUGAAAGUUCUAAUUCUAGAAAAUUCUGAAGAUCUAGCCGAUAUGGAAUUUCAGAAUCUAGAGAUUCAGGAAAUUCUAAAGUCCAAGAGUUCUAGAUUUUCUGAAUCGAGUUUUGAGAUUCAUAAAAUUUUCGACGUCAGAUUAGAACUUCUAGAAUUUUCUUGAUUUUAGGAAUUUCUACCUGCCCAGACUAGAGUCUAGUUUAUCUUUUUUACUUCUAGAAUUUUCUAGAAGAUGAGAAUGACACAAUGAUUCCACGUUACCUGCUCUUUACCAGGCUAGAGUCUAGUUUCCCCUGUCUUCUAGAAGUUUCUAGUGGAUGAGAAUGACAAAUCGAUUCCGCGUUACCUGCCUAGACUAGAAUAUAGUCUACGUUUUUUUCAGAAUGAUUCUUCACCUGGAAAUCCAUGGAAAUCCACAAUUUUGGAAUUGAUUUUUUCCUUAUCAGAAUUGAGAAAAGAAGGGUUGAGGGAGAUCCGGAAGACAGAAAAUUGCUUAUAAAUCUUCUAAUUCCGCUCAAAAUGACGUUUCUCCAUAUUUUUCUCGAUUUUCCCAGGAAAGACAAUAAACUUUUGAUUCAAAAACUAUUACUACUUGAAAAAUUAUCAACUACUUCUAAAAAUGUAGUUUGAGCAUGUUUCCUUCGGUUUCGGCUUCAAAAACACAUUUUUUGUGAAAAAAACACAAAAAAAGAAAUUUUUUUGCGAAAAUACUGUAGCGACACGUGAAAUUGUGCAAUGAGAAAAUGCAUAGUGAAAAAUUUGCUGUGUAGACUAGACUAUAGUCUACGUUUUUUUCAGAAUGAUUCUUCACCUGGAAAUCCAUGGAAAUCCACAAUUUUGGAAUUAUUUUUUCCUUACAAAAAAAAGUCAUAAAAAUAAUGGCAAGCAAUUUCGCAAUCUCCGUUCCUUUUUCCCUUUUCGAGAAAAAACUGUUGCAAAACAAUAUACCAACCAGAUCACAUGUAUUUUCUUGUUUUUCAUUUCCUUCCCUUUUGUUACACCUUUUCUUGCCCAACAAACAACAAAACAACAUAAAGUUUCGAAUAACCAUUGGCUGAAACACAUUUGUCUGUGUCUCUUAUCUCUCGCCUGGCAAAUUUCCAAUUUUUGGGCUGUCUCUUCUCUAUCGACUUCCAGUUUUUUUUGCUGGUUUCAAAAUGAACAUCUGUUUUCUUCUCGAGAAAAAAAACGAAGAUUUUGUCUUUUCUAGAUAAAUAAACAAAUAUUUGUUGUCAUUUUUCUUCCCACCCGGAGCCAAGAAGAAAUCGGAUACUUCGUUUUUCCUGCUUUUCUUUCUUUUUUUUGCGCAGGCCCAAGUGAUUUUUGGGAAAGGAAUGGGGGGGGUUCCCAAAAAUACAUUGAGGGCCCAAAUAUAAGCCAACAAACAGCGAUUUGUCUAUCUAUCUAUCUAUUUGUUUAUUGAGCCGAGAGCGAGAAAAACGCAAAUUUUGUCUUGUUGUUUUUUUUUGCAUGUGCACACUUUUUUUUUCGACACGUCAUUUGGAGCUGGUUUUUUUUCAUUUGUAGCGAGGUGUGACGUGGGAUCUGGGUGGGGUAGGAUUAUAGAAUUUUAGGAGUUGCUAGAGGGUUUUAGAAAUUUCCAGAAGUUCGUUAGCUUUUGGAAUUGUUCUUGAAAUAUGCCACGUGGCACUUUGAACUUGAUCCCGAAUUCAGAAUCACAUUAAUUUCAAUUUGCCACGUGGCAGAACUUGAAAUUCAAAAAAAAUCUGACUAGAACUUUGAAAUUAUUAUUUAGCACGUGGCAUUUCUUUCUGAAAAAAACAUUUUGCUAGAUGCCACGUGGAAUUUUGAACUUUUCCGAUUAAAAAAAUUUUAUGACCGAGGUCAAAAAUAUACAAUUUUUUAAGUGCCACGUGGCAAAACCCCCAGAUUUUCCCGGGGACCCUUGAAAUCCAAGCCGCUUUUCCCCCUUCUCAAAAAUGUUUUGCCACAUAUGCCACCCCAAUUAUUCAUUCUCGAUAAUCCAGGUCAAUGUUCCUUUAAUGACCAACCCUUCGGACGAGAAAAAAAAAUUUUUCUCACUGAUCAACAAAAAAAUCGAUUUUCCUUGGGCAAUCCAUCGCAAAAAUGCACUCUAUUUUGUGUGUAUGUUUUUUUUCCAUCCAUCGUUUUUUCGCUGCUGGCAUCGGUCCAACUCGUGAUCCAUUGGGGUUGGUUGGUUGGUUGGAUGCGUGCCAAUAAUUUCCCACUUUUUCUCUGCCAACACUCUCCACUCUCUCGUCGCACUCUCUCUUCUCCCCCCUACCACCAUUUUCCAUUCUUCAUUCAUGUUGACAUUUUUCGGGGCCUCCCCACCUUCUUUUGUAAAAUAAAAUUAUUUUCAUUUUAUUUCGACUUUCUCUCCUAAAAUUCUCUAUUUCACACGUCUUGGCCUGGACGCAGGCCAGAUCUGGGCCCAACUCAAAUUGAUUUUUUUUCCAGGAAUGUUGCGCUAUUGAGUGCGAUCGAAAUUCGUCAACAUCACACUCACACAAAUCACACCAAGCAAACAAUUUUACGGGUAAACGCCGGGCUAUACCAACUCAAAAACAAAAAUGGUUAGCCGUUUGGUAAAGGCGAUGGGCGCAUUGUCGCAGGCUGAUGAUGGUGAGUUUUUGUGCGAAGGGGCGCGUUUGCCCUCUUAGGCUUAAGUAUGGACAUAAGCCUAAGUCAGGUCGCUUAGACUGGGCUUUUGCCUUGGCCUUGGCUUAAGUCGCCUAGACUGGGCUUUAGCCUUGGCUAAGCAUAGACUUCCCAACCUUCCCCUAACAAGCAUUUUUUCCAGAGGAGAUCAAAGAGCAACGUCGCAAAAGCGCCCGGCUCAGCAAUCGCCGUCAAAAUCACAACAACUCCUCCACCAACGACAUCAAAUCCGACGAGAUUCGCAUCCACGACUCUGGCACCGAAUCCGACGAGGAGGAGAUGGAAUCGAUUCAUCGACAACAAUUGGCCCAUUUAGGUGAGUGAAUGUUGAGGAGGUUGUUAACCAGCCGAGGGUAAUAAUAACAUAAUAAUAAUUACCUACACCCAACUACUCGAAUGAAUUUUCGAAAAUGUUCGAGUAUGCCAGAGAAGUAAGUGGUAGUGUGUGUGUAGUGUGUAUCCGUUUUGACACUCACAACACAUGAAGUAGACGAGGAGAAGGGCAAAAAUCCAUAAUUUUAUGAGACUUGUGGCCGGAGAUCAAAGCGGUUAGGCCAAGCCUGCAAUCCUAGGUAGAUCAAUUCAAGCUUCUCGUGUAGUUCAGACCUGAGAUCAGGAUAGAUCUAGGCUUGACAAAUUAGGUUUGUUCCUGUUGAUCCACCUAACAGUUUGGAUUAGGCUCAUCAACAAAAGGUAGAUCUAGGCUUGUCAAGGCGUAUCUGAUGAGGCUUGAUUUAGGUCUGCCCGUGAUAAUGUACACAGGGAAAGUCAGGCAGACGUGCGGCAGGUGUGCUGCAGGUAACUUUGGCUGGCAUGACCCAGGUCAUGCCAGCCGAAAUAACCUGCCGUACCACAGCCUGAUUUUUCCUGUGUACCUAAUCCUACCUACGGAUUUUGAGGUGGCUAGGGCUUAGCCGGGAUUAUUCCCAGGUGCUCGGUUUACCCUUUAGAAACCGGCUCUAGAAUUUUAAAAAUCAGGCCGAACUUUAAUCACCCAAGCCCUCUCCUUCCUAUCUCAAUGAUUUUUUUCCAGAACAUCUUUCAACCUGGGCAUCAUACGAUCAAUUCUUGUCCGGCGGCAGUCCACCGGCGCUCUCCGCCACUCCACCAAUCCCAAGAGAUGUUGAUACGGAAAGGUACGUUUUUUCAGUGUGUGUGCUCCAGAGAUCGCGCGGGGCCCUCUUUUAUCUCGCCUCAAAAUCAUCUCAUUUAUUAUGGGAGGCCCACUGAAAAGCACAAAAAAGGCGCUCGAUUGCACACUCAUUCUCACACACACACAAAAAAGUGUGUGUUGCUUUUUUCUUUUUAUCGGCGCCGCGCAUCUUCUUCGUCUUUCGUUGUUGUUGGCUUCUUCUUCUUCUUCUUAUAGUUUUGCACACAAGAAAAUAUUGAGGGGUCCCGUCAUGGUCCCAUCACGACCACGGGCGGUUUGUGGCCGCCGCCGGUCCCCCGAAUAGUAAACAUUUCUAUUUUGUUGUAUAUAAAUUUUUGGGGGGAGGCACAAGAUUGAUUUAUAAAUAGUGUGGUGAAAUGUAUAUGUGUGAGUGUGUAUGAAGUGAGAAUUUUUAUGGGCGCCCCGAGGAGACAAAGGCCCUUUGUGCACAUGAAAUGUUGAAAGGGAGGGGCUGAAUGAUUUAGGAAGCUGGGUGGCCCGGGGAAGAUGGGCUAGAGGACUCCCAAAGGUGAUCAAGUCCAGGCUUGACGAAUCUGAGAAAAUCCAGCUCGGUAUAUCUUUGGCCUGAAAAUCUGAAGUUCCAGACUGUCAAGGAGGUCGAUAAAAUUCUAAGACUUCUGUCUGAAAGUUCUCCACCCGAUAGGCUUAUGGGAUCUAGAACUCCAACAUCGAGUCUUGGUAAGAUGGAUGCCCUAAAGUAUAGAAUAAUCAAAUUAAGGUUUUAGCUCUGGAAAUCUUCCACAAUAAUUAGCCUUUCUAUAAAUCAUAGUUAGGCUGUGAUAACCAAGAUUCUCAGCCCCAACCCCCAGAUCCCAAAUUCUCUACGGCUCAAAAGUUCAAGAGUUCCCCUCCCAAUGUUUCGCUGUGCCUCUGCCCAUUUCUUGUAACUCGAUAGCUGUGCCUCUCUUCCGAAACCAUGUCUCACUAGAUUGUGUUGUUUGAUCGGCCAACUCUCACAAAACUGCACUUUUGCCUGGCUGCGCCGAAAAAAGUCAUAAAAAUAAAACAAAAUUUAUAACCAGAAUUGGUUUGUUUUAUGUCUGUGUUUUCUUGAUUUUCCUUGAAAAUGUUCAAUGUUUUUUAAGGGGAAAUCGAGAAACAAAUCAUCAUCUUUUUUCAUAAGACGAAACGAAACUAAACUAAAAACAACUUGAAAUAGCAACACACACACAUACACAUACAUAUAAUACACAGUGUGUUGAGAGAAAAGAAUGAGAGAGAGAGUUAGACGUACAAAUCAUGGCUAUGCUUAAGCAUUGGCCUCGUGUUAGAGACGCAGCGUAGGAUGGCCGGCUGUCUCUCGGGUUUUUUCUUUCUUUUCUAUGAGUGUUUGUGUGUUGUGAGUGUGUGGAAUGGAAAGGAAAGGAGAAAAUGAAGGCGGUUUUUUCUCGUUUUGCCGUGAUGGGGGCAACACAAUUUUUUUCUUCAGUUUGAAAAUUUUGGGCCGAGAGGUCGGCCUGGACACUUGUGAAAAUCUGAGGGAGAAUGGGCAGAGUUGAGGGAAGUUAUGGGAGGUUUUGUAAGGUUUUCGAGGAUUUUAGGAAUUCGGGUGACUUUUGGACUUAUUUUCAAUCCGAAAAAUAAGAAACUUGGAAGAGAACCGAAAUGGCCUAAAAACCAAGACUACAGUAGACUUCGCAAAAUUUUGGAGUCCAUUUGAAAAAUAAAACGCGAAAUUUACAUGCUGGCUAUGGAAUGACAAUAGGUGUUAGAUUCACAGCUUCAAGGCAUAGAAAGUUCGAUUUCAGAAGUUUGAGCCCGAAAACAAGAGUCUAGGCACAUGAUUUUCAAUCAAUAUUUCUCAUAUUUUUCAGCCUCCAAAUUCUGAGAAAUAGUUUUGUCACUAUUUUUAGGAAAUGAAUUUUCUGCUCUGAAAAAAAAUGAUUAUGUUAUGCUCACAAUUUCCAAGAACUCAAAUUGUCAGAAAAAAAAGAGUUGUGUUUUGCUGUGAGCGCUGAAAUUCUAAUUAACUGCAAUUUUUUGUAGGCUAUAAAUAUUAUUUUGGAAAAAUGAUAUAGGGAACUUUUGAGCCGAUCCUAACCCAAACCUAGCCCAAGUAUUUCUUUCCAGUUUCUCAAGCUGGGACAGUUUCGGUCGCGAGAGUGGUAUCAUGACUGGGGACAACGAUUCGGAUACGGACGGCGCCGCAACUCCAACUCCAUUGCGUCGCCGCAUUCCACGUGGCGCCGACGAUGACGCGUCAAGCAUUGGUGGCGAGAAACGUCGCCACAGUAUGACGAUGAACGAUCAUCCGAUCGCGUGGCGUUUGAGAAGUUUUACAACUGGUGAGUUUGAGAGGAUUACUGUGGUUUUUUUGGAGAGGAAAGAAUUCAAUUAUAAGUGAUUUCCGGCAGGAAAUUGCAUUUGUGGGUUUGGUUUUUUGUUUAAUUUUUGUUGAGUUUGAUUCUAUAAGCGGAACUCUAGAAGCCUAGCGUAUUUUCGAGAAGCUUUAAAAGUUCUAAGGGACCUUUCUAUGUAUUUUUGUCUCAAAACAAAAUUGCAGAACCCGUUCGCCCGGUCAAAAUCGCUGCUCGCCGAGCCCCGGUUUUCGUCCUCAUCAAUCGUCCACCAGCACCACAACCACAAAUGGGUAAGUAUAGUAAGUGCAAAUGUCAUAUAUAUAUAUAUUUGCGCCAUAUUGUUUUUGUUUUGCUCAUACUGCUGCUGGUUUUUCGACUACGAUAAUGGGUUUUUUGUUUUGUUUUGUCCUAAAAUUGUGAAAACGGAUAGAAAAUGGGGGAAAGGGAAGAGAAAACAUGUGGAAAUAUGAGAAUGGGUUUGAAAUAAGUGCGUCGUCGUUUUUUUGUGUGUGUUAUGACGUGGCAAAGUGAGUGCUAACGACUUUUGGUUUUAUGAUAUGUUUUUGUGGUUUUGAAUUGCCACGUCAUAGGUUGGGUCAGUUAGCUGAACGCUGAAACUGAAGCUGAAGUUUAGGCCAUUUUUAGUCUAGACAACAAAUUGUUCUAGCGGGAAUUUUUAUUGACGAAUAAGCAAUUAAAAUUCCAAUUAUUUUUAUUUUCUGUGGUAGAUCAAGAACAAAUCUAUGGAGAAUGGGAAUUCGCAGAUUUGGGGAACAGGGAAUUCAGGGAGACGCAUUUUUAAGAUGUCUCCGAGUAGAAUAGAUAAUUUUCAUAAGGUUGUCAAAAAUUCAAAUUUUUUUCCUAAUACAUUUCUUGUAGCCUAUAAAAAAUAAACUUUUUCCCUAAUUUUCUAAUCGAAAAUUUCUCUGGCCAAAGUUCAAGUGACCUCGAAAUUAAGUAAGAAAAAAAAUCAUGUUUGAACCAAAAAAAUUUAGGAACCUGUUACUUUUUCAUGAAAUUUUCCUACCAUAAAAUUGGCAAUAAAAAUUUGGCUUCUAGGCUUAGACUUCUGUGCUUAUUCUAAAUAUUCAAGGAUUUUUUCCAAAAUCAAAUAUACAGUAAAAACGAAAACAAGUUUAUUUCCAGACUUCAAAAAUCCAAAUCAAAUGAUCAAUUUUCAGACUUCAUCAACGCGGACGUCGAAAUAACAUCGCCCGAAUUGAUUCCGGCGCCAGCGCCAAAACGCAAUCGCCGCAACAGCCAUCGUCCAUCGUUGGAUUUCGAAAAAAUGGUCGAAAAUCGCAUCGAUGUUGCUGAAUCGAAUUGCUAA